AUGGGUUUCGCCAAGGCCGUUCCUCUUCUGCUGCUCGCCGCCAAAACUGCUCUGGCAAACACCCCCAUUGCUGUCAGCGACUUUACCAAUAAUGGAGGCCUAGCUGCUGCCAUGGCCGCCGCGCCCAUGUGGUACAUGGCUUCAGGUACUUGCAUGCCCUCGGCUGCUGAAGAUGGCCAAGGCAACCAGACCAACGGCGUGGAUUCGGACAACUGCAACAUCAACGCGCUGGCAAACGGAUGCCCUCAACAGCCUCCCUGGCAAGGGGCGAACACGUUUUAUGGUAAUGUGGCCGGAGAACCAUUCGCCACAAUCCCUACGUAUUGGGCAUCGACUUUCUGUAAUGGAGACUCCUCUGGCUCUGAUCCCUCAUACCGCAUCAUUUACUAUGUGUACUUCAAGAAGGACACCGGCCACAAGAGCGACUGGGAGGGCAUCGUCGUGAGAUUCACCAGCCCGGAUGGAGGCAGCACCUAUGUUCGCGAAUCAGUCAUCAUGGAGCAAGAUGGUAACCACGUCCACAUCAGCUGGUCUGAUGUCAACGAUACCUUCCAGGGCUUAGACGACUGGCAGGCGUUUUCUCAGAAGAACCUCGACCACGGCAAGUUCUACUUUGGCAAAUUCCACCACUCAGUUCACCAAGACUGGUACACCGCAGCCUUCAAGAACACUUGCCCUCCUCUCUCAGCUGACGACUACCGCAACUCGGACUACCAAUUCUGGGCGGCGAACAACCUGCGUCCUGUGUCGGUCCUGAACCCCAACUGGGUCUGGGGCAAGGCCGAUUCACCCGCCAACCAAAACAUCUGCUCUUACUAA
This is a messenger RNA of Trichoderma aggressivum f. europaeum, 819 nucleotides long. RefSeq lists its product as uncharacterized. NCBI's taxonomy places the organism in Eukaryota, Fungi, Ascomycota, Sordariomycetes, Hypocreales, Hypocreaceae. The transcript has 3 exons. Bases 1 to 819 code for a protein of 272 amino acids. The record is from RefSeq and is a predicted model, not a curated record.